Molecule: messenger RNA, 6121 nt
Organism: Pungitius pungitius (ninespine stickleback)
Lineage: Eukaryota; Metazoa; Chordata; Actinopteri; Perciformes; Gasterosteidae
Gene: daam2
Product: dishevelled associated activator of morphogenesis 2
Exons: 27
Coding region: 374-3619 (1081 amino acids)
Biological process (GO): regulation of non-canonical Wnt signaling pathway; actin cytoskeleton organization; positive regulation of canonical Wnt signaling pathway
Molecular function (GO): small GTPase binding; actin binding
Source: RefSeq, a predicted model, not a curated record
CAGCUGAAGCUCAGAGAGGCGAUGCAGACCAGAGUGCAGCAGCUUCAGUGAGCAAAACAUCCAGCCACGGCAUGAAUUCCAGCCACGAAACACAAACUCCAAAUGGCAAUAAGAGGGACCAAAAUUCAGAGGCUGUUGGAAUGCUUUAAAACUUUCUUGUAUCCUCACUUUUUUGAAAGGAUAUUUUUUACCCUUUUCAAGUGACGUGAAACGGGGGACAAUCGAUCUCUCAGGGCAGCCCGUCUGAAGUAGAAGAUGCCCCCGAGGUAGUGGCCUUGUCCUCCUUGCCACUCCCCCUCCUUACUCCUUGGCCCCUUUCCUCUACCUCCCUGGUUUUGGCAGCAUCACCGGCACCUGUGUCCCUGCAGCCGCCAUGCCCCCCAGGAAGAGGACGCGGCCGGGCCUGGGCUUCCUGUGCUGCUUCAGCAGCAGCGAGCCGCCGGAGAUCAACCUCAAGGACAGCGUGCCCCUGCAGCUGCUGGAGUUCAGUGCCCCGAUGCCGCCUGCUGAGGAGCUGCACGCACGUUUCUCUGAGCUGGUGGAUGAACUGGACCUGACGGACAAGAACAGGGAGGCCAUGUUCGCGCUGCCCGAUGAAAAGAAAUGGCAGAUCUACUGCAGCAAGAAGAAGGAGCAAGAGGACCCCAACAAGCUGGCCACCAGCUGGCCCGACUACUACAUUGACCGCAUCAACUCCAUGGCUGCUAUGCAGACGCUGUUUGCCUUUGACGAGGAGGAAAUGGAAAUGAGAAACAAGGUGGUGGAGGAUCUGAAGACAGCGCUUCGGACUCAGCCGAUGAGGUUCGUCACGCGCUUCAUCGAGCUCGACGGCCUCACCUGCCUCCUCAACUUCCUGCGCAGCAUGGACUACGAGACGUCCGAGAGCCGCGUCCACACCUCCGUCAUCGGCUGCAUCAAGGCGCUGAUGAACAACUCGCAGGGCCGAGCCCACGUCCUCGCCCACCCGCAGAGCAUCAACACCAUCUCGCAGAGCCUGCGGACGGAGAACAUCAAGACCAAGGUGGCUGUGCUGGAGAUCCUGGGGGCCGUGUGCCUGGUCCCCGACGGGCACAAGAAGGUGCUGCAGGCCAUGGCGCACUACCAGAAGUACGCUGCAGAGAGGACCCGCUUUCAGACCCUGCUGAAUGAGCUGGACAAAAGCACGGGCCGCUACAGAGACGAGGUCAACUUGAAGACUGCCAUCAUGUCCUUUAUCAACGCUGUGCUCAACGCCGGAGCCGGGGAGGACAACCUUGAGUUCCGCCUCCACCUCCGGUAUGAGUUCCUGAUGUUGGGCAUCCAGCCGGUCAUCGACAAGCUCCGGGAGCACGAGAACGCCACUCUGGAUAGACAUUUGGACUUCUUUGAGAUGGUGCGAAAUGAGGAUGACUCCGAAUUGGCCAAAAGGUUUGACACGAACCACGUAGAUACUAAGAGUGCCGGUGCCAUGUUUGAGCUGAUCAAGAAGAAGCUGAGCCUCACAGACGCCUACCCCAACCUCAUCUCCAUCCUGCAGCACUGCCUGCAGAUGCCCUAUAAACGAGGCGGGGGGAGCAUGCAGCACUGGCAGCUCUUAGACCGGAUCCUCCAGCAGUUGGUCCUCCAGGAUGACAAGGGAGAGGACCCAGACGCCGCCCCCCUGGACAACUUCAGCGUCAAGAACAUUGUUCGCAUCCACGGCUUCCACCAAUCUUCAAGGUUGGUCAACGAGAACGAGGUGAAGCAAUGGCGAGACCAGGCAGAGAAGUUCAGGAAAGAUCACCUCGAGCUGCUGGGUAAACUAGAGCGGAAAGAGCGCGAGUGUGACACAAAGACCCAGGAGAAGGAGGAUAUGAUGAAGACCUUGAACAAGAUGAAGGACAAACUCCAGCGGGAGGGAGUGGAGCUGCGCUCAGCCAGGGAGCAGGUCCUUGACCUCUCCUCGCGCAUCAAUGACGUUUCUGGGGUCAGUGUGUCUUUCCCGCCUCCCCCUCCUCCUCCUGGCGCCCCGGUGGCUCCGCCCAUGACGGGCGGCUUUCCUCCGCCGCCUCCUCCGCUACCGUUCAGUUGCCCGCCACCUCCUCCGCCUCCACCCCCACCGGGAGGCCCGCCUCCUCCACCGGGAGCCCCUCCCAUUUUCGGAGCCCCGCCUCCUCCCAUUUCCUCUUUAUUCAACUCUGCGGCCAGCACGCACUCCAAGUCCAUCCCUCAGCCUUCUCAUCCCCUCAAGUCUUUCAACUGGGCCAAACUCGGAGAGAAUGUGAUCAACGGCACCAUCUGGAAUGACAUUGACGACCUGAGGGCCUUCAAGAUUCUUGACCUCAAGGACAUUGAGAAGAUGUUUUCAGCGUAUCAGAGACAGCAGGACCUGCUCACUAACCAAUCCUUCAAGCAGCAGAAGGAGACGGGUUCCAUGGACGACAUAUACGUCAGCACGCGGAAGGUCAAAGAGCUGUCGGUCAUCGACGGCAGACGCGCGCAGAACUGCAUCAUCCUUCUGUCAAAGUUAAAAAUGAGCAAUGAAGAGAUCAAAAGGGCCAUCCUGGAGAUGGAUGAGAGGGAAGAGCUGGCUAAAGAUAUGCUUGAGCAGCUGCUGAAGUUUGUCCCGGAGAAAAGUGACAUUGAUCUGUUGGAGGAGCACAAACAUGAGCUGGACAGGAUGGCGCGUGCUGAUCGCUUCCUCUUUGAAAUGAGCAGAAUUGACCACUACCAGCAGAGACUGCAGGCUCUGUUCUUCAAGAAGAAGUUUGCAGAGCGUCUAGCAGAAACCAAGCCAAAGGUUGAAGCUAUCCUGAACGCAUCCAAGGAGGUGGUCCGGAGCAAGAGGCUGACUCAGAUCCUGGAGGUGGUGCUGGCCUUCGGCAACUUCAUGAACAAGGGCCAGAGAGGCAACGCCUACGGCUUCAAGAUCUCCAGCCUCAACAAAAUCGCUGACACCAAGUCUAGCAUAGACAGGAACAUCACCAUGUUGCACUACCUGAUCAUGAUCGUUGAGAAGAACUACAAUGAUACGCUGCACAUUCAGGACGACCUCAGCAGUGUGCCGGAGGCCGCCAAAGUCAAUUUGUCGGAGUUGGAAAAGGAGGUGCACAAUAUCAAAAGCGGACUGAAGGCCCUAGAAGCGGAGCUGCACUACCAGCAGAGCCGGACGCGGGAACGCGGGGACAAGUUUGUGGCCGUGAUCGGCGACUUCAUCACCGUGGCCGGCUUCAGCUUCUCUGAGCUGGAGGACCAGCUGAGUGAGGCCAGGGACAAGUUCACCAAAUCUCUGAAGCACUUUGGGGAGGAAGAAGGCAGGAUGCAGCCCGAUGAGUUCUUCGGGAUCUUCGACACGUUUUUGCAGUCGUUCAACGAAGCGCGGCAGGACCUGGACAACAUGCAGCGGCGCAAAGACGAGGAGGAGAGGAGGGCGCGCAUGGAGGCCAUGCUCAAGGAGCAGAGGGAGCGGGAGCGGAGGGCCAAGAAGGGCGGGGCCUCGGACGAGGUCGGCGGGGAGUUCGACGACCUCGUGUCGGCGCUGCGCUCCGGCGAGGUCUUCGACAAGGACCUGAACAAGUUAAAGCGCAACCGCAAGCGCUCCGUCAACCAGCUGGUGGAGGGUGGGGGCCGCGAGCGGGCUGUCACCAAGGUCAACUACUAGGUUGAGAAAAGGAAGGAAAAAAAACCCAAACAAAACGCCAGACUCUUUAAUAGUGCCAUGGUGUAGCUCUCCCGACACCUUUAGGUCCAGGUCCGUUGAUGUUGGACAGGAUGUAAAUAGCGUGUGUGGACAGCCACGUCGCUUUGAAGGGUAGCCUCCUCUGAUUGAUCUCGCCAAGCUGUCCCCCAACCCGUUGGUCUUGGACGUUUUGUGACCCCCCCCCCCUGAGGACCGUCGUGAUCUACGGAUGGACGGACCACUGUGAGACGUCGCCCCGUAUCCUUUCACCUCCUAACACUGUGCUCAAGCUUCCCCCUCACAAACCCCGCAGGCUUCCUCCCUAAGGGCCUGGGGGCCCGGAGCAGCCUCAGCCGGCACACUGUACUGUACUGAGAGUGGGUCCCAACUGAAAGGAGAAGGUGGGAAGUGUGGAAGCAAGCCAUUCCAUCCACAGUGUCCCACCGGAAAGGGCCUUUCUGAGCCCAAAAAUAACGGGUAUUCAUUCAUGUCCCUUACUGGGGGGGGAAAGGGACGAGCAGUUGGCAAAUCCCAGAAUGCUUUUUGGGGCUUGGGAAAGAGAGAGAAAAGGUACGAGCCCCGUCCCGACCGCGGCAUUCCCAGGGAGGACGCAGUGUGUCCAGAGGAUACCACUCGUCUCCUCAUCUGGAGACGCCUGACAAAGUGUGACUGUCACCACGGGGUCCAUCCUCGCCUCCACCCGUCAAUGGUUUCCACAGCGGCAUCCAACCAGUGCCAAAGCAAAGAGAGAACCAAGGCACUCUGCAGUGAGGUGUUGAUAUGUUUAGAUGGAGACAAGCUGAUUGCAAAGAUGUAGGGGUUGUUAAAAAAAAAAAAUUAUACACGACAAGCGUUGUUGGUGUUGCAAGUUCACAUGGGUGUUGAAGUGGAUUUCUAGAUAUAUUGCGCUUAAUGUAAAAGACAAAAAAACAAAUUGCUCAUCCUUUUCACACCUCUCGUUUGCACCAUCGCUUCUCUGACUCACCUAGCAGGGGCCGGGGGGGGGGGGCUAGGUAGCAGCGACUCAGGACUAAGUUGGUGGCCCAGUGGGUUUGAGGGUUUCUUAAGGUAGACCUAGGGCUGGAGCCGCUGUGUCUGUAUGGUUUUUACUUCCGUCGGCGUGGUAACGCGUCAGACCGCACCGCUCCAUGAGUCUCGUAUUGCAAAGUGAGGACACAACAAGGCACUCUGAGGUUUAAGUUCAGCGGCAGCCUUGGAGAGGCUUUAUUCUAGUAGACCCUGUUACUUUGAGCAACCUGUUGUCAACGUAGGCCACCUUUCCUUCUGAAAUAUUCAAUGUGGUAUGAUUAAAAAAAUAAAAAGUGUUUUAUUUAUAUAUGCAUGUCUGGAGGCGUGACAGGAGGACAUGCAGUACAGGGUAGCUUGAUACACACAGGGGGCUUGAAUCCUGGGGGCUGCAUCAUGGGUCAUUAGGCACAGUGGGGGAUCCGUUAAAAAACAAGAAUCGUAUGUAAAGCAGGUAGAGGUCAACCACGCACAGAUGGAGUUUCUAUGAAAUAUCCUGGGAUCAUCCAUUUUGCUGGACACCCACUUUUUUGCUUUGCCUGCUUACUUUAGGACAACAUUCAGCCAGAAACACAAGAGGAAAAUUAAGAAAAGGACCCAACUAGUCUUUCUUUCGACUGGACUCCAGCUUUUCUGUUCUAUUUUCACAUGUACCUUUCUUUACCGUCUUUUUAGUUCCGCUUUCCCAAAAGAAAAUGCACAGUGUUUGCCAGUGACAAGCGGUUGGACUUGCACUAUCUGGCGCCAUCUUGUGACUUUAGAUGGUUCCCGCAGCCACUUUGUUGUGGCUGGCAUGUGAUAGGAGAUGUUGGACCUUCUACCUGGAUGAAGAAAAUUCCAAUUGGACUUAAGCGGAGCUUAAUCUAGAACAGAUCACUUUGCAGAGGAACCCCAUCCUACCUGGGGUGUUUUCCAUUUAUUUGGCCUCAAAUGGAAGCAGAGAGAAGCUGAAGUGUUGUUGAAAAGACAAAGGGACACUUUCAAAAAUGAAACAAAGUUUACUCAAACUUCCACAGCCCUGAGGGGAGAAUGCCGUAUGAUUGCCUUUUCUUUAACCAGCAUCUCAUGUAUAUUUGAGCUAUUGGAUUUCCUAACCUCCUUUUGUCUUUCCAAUUAAUCAGAGUUAGCGUAAAAGACAGACCAUUUAAAACUCAAUCCAGAGCUUUGACCCCGUCUUGUAGUGCAGACUAUUUACUGAGGUGCAUUGACAGUAUUAUCACACAUUUAUAUGUUUCAUGUUUGGAUGUUUAUUUUGGCCAUUGACUGGCUGAUAGCAGAGUGUACAGGUGGAAAUCUGAGGAAUGACAUUUGUAGCUUGUUCAAUGCACUUUUAUUAUGGGACAUUUCCAUUUGCCUGGAUCCAUUGCGAGGGUUUCAACCCCCUCUAGAAAUGAGAUGUGUGCAAAAAAAAAAAGAAGCAGAAGUAAAACAGUGUAUGUCGUGUCACAUCAUGCACUU